CGAGCCAUGUCCGCCGACGAAGCCAAGGAAGCCUUUGCCCUGUUCGACAAGCGCGGCGCAGGCGCCAUCCCCCAGGACUCCCUCGGCGACGUCCUCCGCGCCCUCGGCCAGAACCCGACCCAGAAGGACGUCCACGACCUCGCUGCCCGCUGCCAGGGCGACAUCGACUACAACACCUUCCUCGACAUCCUCAACCGCCCCGGCGGAUUUGACCCGGCCGGCACCGAGGACGAGUUCAUCCGCGGCUUCCAGGUGUUUGACAAGGAGGGCAACGGCUACAUCGGCCAGGGCGAGCUCAAGUACGUCCUGACGAGCCUCGGCGAGAAGCUGUCGAACGACGAGGUCGACGACCUCCUCAAGGGCGUCCAGGUCACGGCCGAGGGCAACAUCAACUAUGUCUCGUUCGUCAAGCAGAUCCUGAACCAGUGAUUGGCUCGAUCUCUCUUCCACCUCGACACUCUUUCGUCUUUCCCUCGCUGCUGCGCGCCACUUCAUACCACGGACGUUCGACUACCCCCCUUUUCCUCCCUCCCUCCCUUCCUCUCAACCCUCGUCCCCUGCGCCCCGCGCCCUGUUGAUCCCGACGUACUCAUCACGCGCCCUCACGAUCCAUCCUUCGCAAUACGAUCGAGUCCUGCCUCG
Messenger RNA from Rhodotorula graminis WP1, 642 nucleotides. RefSeq lists its product as uncharacterized. Gene Ontology annotation, biological process: mitotic actomyosin contractile ring assembly. Gene Ontology annotation, cellular component: myosin II complex. Lineage: Eukaryota; Fungi; Basidiomycota; Microbotryomycetes; Sporidiobolales; Sporidiobolaceae. The record is from RefSeq and is a predicted model, not a curated record. The coding region runs from base 7 to 429 and encodes 140 amino acids. The transcript has 6 exons. Gene Ontology annotation, molecular function: calcium ion binding.